UUGGUACUGCCUCAGUAGCAGUCUGGGGUCACUCCAACCCCCAGAACUGAACUUGUACUUUAGUCAAUCCUCUUCGGAAGCAACGUUGAAAUAAAGUAUAAACUAAUUGCCACUACCUGAGAGCAACAGAAAUAUGGUAACCAAUACCAAAGUCAGCGAUAUUCGCUGGAUAUAUCUUGUCACAUUCCUGGAUUUUUUCGCCGUUGGAUUGAUUUUACCUUCAAUGUCGAUGCAUUUAAAUAAAUUAGGUGCAUCGUUUUCAACUAUAGGCGCUAUUUCCUCGAUUUAUGCUGCAACUCAACUUAUCAGUGGACCAUUGAUUGGCAGUUGGAGUGACAGAAUUGGACGAAAAAAUAUAUUUAUCGUUUCUUGCUUAAUAAUUGGAGUUUGUUACACUCUUUUUGGAAUGGUGGAAUCAAUAUUUCUCAUGCUGAUUCUCAGAGUGACAAUAGGAGUCUUCAAACACUCCCAGGUGAUGAUCCAGGCCUUGAUAACAGAUCUCUACCCCAAGGAAAAUCAAUCAGUCAUGUUUGGAAAUUUAAAGUCAAUAACAGGAUUGAGUUUUGCAUUGGGACCAUUAAUAGCUGGUCACAUGACAGAAAUCGAGGAUGGAUUUAUACUCACCUGUUUCAUUAGUGGCAUAUUAUUCAUAAUUAAUGCUGUGAUAGCCCAUUAUUGUUUCGGUGACAAGCUGAUCUGUCGAGAGUCGAAAACUCCCGAAGAAACAAAAAAAAAUGGAAAGCCGAAAAAAUUGCCAUUUAAAAAAUUCAAUGAAGUAAUCUCAAGCUUAGGUGAAAUUAACUGGAGGGUAUUUGGAAAUGCGUUCGCUCUGAAAUUUAUGGCAGAAGUGGCAGCUAUUGCCUUUUACGCGAAUUAUAACGUGAGGAUAAAAAGAAGAUUCGGUAUAUCACCGAAAAUAGCUGGAUACACAAUAGCUUACCAAAGUUUCAUAGGAAUAACUACGGGCAUUUUAAUUGGCAGAAUAAAGACAAAAUUUUACAAAGAGGAUAUUUGGUACAAAAAAAGAAACCUCCAUGCAUUUACGAUGAUGACAGUGAGCUUUAUCUGCACUUAUUUCUCAACGUACUUUUUUCUUUAUAUGGUAUCAACGACAUUUUUCAAAAUAGCGGAUAUGAUUCUAAGGGUUACAUUGACAGAAAUGAUUGUGGAAAAGGCAUCUGCUACUAAUCAAGGAUCUAUCGCAGGAUCUACGGAGAGCGUUGGAAGUCUAGCGCGAAUGAUUGCUCCUCUAUCCACUGGAAUAGUUGAGGAUAUUUGUGGGAUCAAUAGUGCUAAUUUAUUAUCGGCUGCCGUUAGUUUAUGCGGAGUCUAUAUAUGUUCCAAAAUAUCGACGAGGCGGUCGGAAAGAAAUUAGACCUUAAUUUUUUUUUCUCUCUCAAUAAUGCAAUCGAUUAUUUAAUAUGUUCUUUUGUUUAUUAUUAUUAGCGUAUAUGGCAAUAAAUCCCAACAUUUAUUAUAAAAUUAUUUUAUUGUUAAUAAAGAAUAACAGUACAUUGA
Messenger RNA from Fopius arisanus, 1518 nucleotides. RefSeq names its product major facilitator superfamily domain-containing protein 9. The transcript is spliced from 5 exons. Gene Ontology annotation, biological process: transmembrane transport. Bases 134 to 1375 code for a protein of 413 amino acids. The record is from RefSeq and is a predicted model, not a curated record. Gene Ontology annotation, molecular function: transmembrane transporter activity. NCBI's taxonomy places the organism in Eukaryota, Metazoa, Arthropoda, Insecta, Hymenoptera, Braconidae.